Malassezia vespertilionis is the source of this 702-nucleotide messenger RNA. RefSeq names its product 40S ribosomal protein S6 (gene RPS6). The record is from RefSeq and is a predicted model, not a curated record. Lineage: Eukaryota; Fungi; Basidiomycota; Malasseziomycetes; Malasseziales; Malasseziaceae. Gene Ontology annotation, molecular function: structural constituent of ribosome. Gene Ontology annotation, biological process: translation. The transcript has a single exon. Gene Ontology annotation, cellular component: ribosome. The coding region runs from base 1 to 702 and encodes 233 amino acids.
AUGAAGCUUAACGUUGCCAACCCUGCUACGGGCGCGCAGAAGUCUUUUGAGUUCUUGGAUGAGCGCAACGUGCGCUGCUUCUUUGACAAGCGCAUGGCUCAGGAUGUCGAGGUUGACAGCCUCGGUGACGAGUGGAAGGGCUAUGUUCUCCGCAUUGGCGGUGGUAACGACAAGCAGGGAUUCCCUAUGAAGCAGGGUGUCCUUCUUCCUUACCGUGUGCGUCUCCUCCUCGGUGCCAACACUUCUUGCUACCGUCCCCGCCGCGCCGGUCAACGCCGCCGGAAGUCGGUUCGCGGCUGCAUUGUCGGCCCUGAUAUCCAGGCUUUGCACUGCUCCAUUGUCAAGCAGGGCGAGCAGGAGAUUCCUGGCUUGACUAACCCCGAAAGCGCUGUCCCCAAGCGUCUCGGUCCCAAGCGUGCUAACCACAUUCGCAAGUUCUUCAACCUGACGAAGGAGGACGACGUGCGCAAGUACGUUAUUCGCCGUACGAUUGAGCCCAAGAAGGAGGGCGCGAAGCCGUACACCAAGGCACCCAGGAUCCAGCGCCUUAUUACCCCCCAGCGCCUCCAACGCAAGCGUGACGAGAAGCGUGUGAAGCACCUGAGGUACGCCAAGAGGACUGCCGAGAAGGCCGCCUACGACGAGCUCAUUACGAAGCGCCUCGGCGAGAGGAAGACGCAGACUGCGGCGACCACUGCCUAA